Molecule: messenger RNA, 3336 nt
Organism: Fundulus heteroclitus (mummichog)
Lineage: Eukaryota; Metazoa; Chordata; Actinopteri; Cyprinodontiformes; Fundulidae
Product: glucocorticoid modulatory element-binding protein 1
Exons: 9
Coding region: 419-1747 (442 amino acids)
Biological process (GO): positive regulation of transcription by RNA polymerase II
Cellular component (GO): nucleus
Molecular function (GO): DNA-binding transcription activator activity, RNA polymerase II-specific; RNA polymerase II cis-regulatory region sequence-specific DNA binding
Source: RefSeq, a predicted model, not a curated record
AUAUGAAUCCCGCAUACUAGCGACAUAAUCCAAAGCAGUACUUUAUGUUUGUCUUUGUGGUAGAUGAAUUUAAAAGGCUGGGGCAAUAAAAUCACCCAGCCCACGAACUCUCGUAGCGAGGCUCCUCCAACACAGCCACGCGGGAGCAGUUUGACCGAGUUUUACACAUCGCGUGCCAACAAACCGCUUCUCGUGACAGCGGGACAGAUGCUUCUCAGGCAAACGCCGCUUUGGCUGCAGGAAGGGCAGCGACGCGGCCGGGCGCACACUGCCGUGCCUCUCCAAACAAGCGAAGGACCAAUACUCGCAUGUUGAACGCUGUUCGCACCGUAGAGGAGAGGAGAGGAGGCGAACCCUGUUUUUAUCCUCUGUGGAGCCCGUGUGUGGGACAGGAGCGCGCGGCGGGGUGGUGUGCGUGAUGCCGCACCAACAGACGUCACUGACGGUAAAGAGGGCGAGAAAGGCACGCGACUGUCCGGCCCUACCUGGAGGCGUGAUGGCUGCAGCUGCAGAGGUCACCGAGCCUUCAGGACAAGUCACGAUGGUUAAAACAGAGGAUGGGGGGUGCAGCGGCAACAACGACCGUAGGAGUCAAGUCCUGCUGCAGCUAAAUGGGCUAAAUGAUGACACUGCCGCCACUGCCACCACAGUCUUAGCCAUAGAGACCCAUCAAAGUGACUGUAAAGACGAGGGAACAGAGAUAGAGUACGGCUACCCCAUCACUUGUGGAGACAGCAGAGCAGUACUGCUGUUUAAGAAGUUUGUGUGUCCUGGAAUCAAUGUAAGAUGUGUAAAGUUCAAUGACCAGCUCAUUAGUCCCAAGCAGUUUGUACACUUGGCAGGAAAAGCCACGCUGAAGGACUGGAAAAGAGCCAUCAGAGUGGGAGGGGUGAUGCUCAGGAAAAUGAUGGACUCCGGCCAGAUAGAUUUUUAUCAGCAUGGGUCCGUGUGCAGCAACACCUGCCGCAGCACCAAGUCUGAUGUGCUGACGAACUGCACGCGGCCUCCUCCAGGGACCUUGGCGCAACCCAACCUGUCGCGUUCGGCUCUUGAGGACGUCGGAGGACAGCUGCCUCCUGUGACAGAUGGCGUGUUGAGUCUUUGGCGAGGUGUAGCAGAGUCGGGCCUGAUGGGGGACGUUCUGUCUGAUCUCUACGCCAAGCUAGUGACCACUCUUAAAGGUGCGGAGCUUCACAGCAAGAAGGGCAGCCUGCAGGAGACAGAUGCUCACAUACUUAAUUCCCUGUGUGAGAUGUUCGGGCUUUUGGACUCCGUGAAACAAGCUCUGGCCCUUAGGUGCACCCAGAACCAAGAGAGGAGAAUCCAUCAUGGUGAGGAUGUGCUGGAUGAGAUCCCAGAGGAACACAGGGAGCCGAGCUGCCAUCAAAGCAGAUCUUAUAAAACCUCAUCCUUUAAACACCUCCGACCUCAUCGUCAGAGCCAGCAGAAAAGACGCGCGCGCAGCCCGCUGCUGCACGAAAGGACAAACACGGUGAUCCAUCCCCCUUCUUUCGCUGGUUUAUCUGCUGCAUCUCGCGUCCAGGUCUUCAGUCAUUUCUCUGCCCCCGCUGGCCGGAGUCACCUUGUUGGAGCCGGCAGGACAGACGGAGUGGGCCAAAGUGGCGACGAGAAAAAAGAUACCUCAGAAGAGAACAAAGAGAUGAAACGGAGGACGGUGCUUCUUGGUGGAGAUGAUCCGAUUAGAUGCGACGAGGCGAAGGAGACAAAAAAGCUCACGUGGCAGUGAGAACUUUAAGUAGAUCCUGUGGCUCCGGCUGCAAGAGUCUAAAUAAAGGCCUGCAAUGAAGACACUGGACUCACUAAUGUGUGGCGAAACAAACUUCCCUGUUUGGGAGGUAUAUAAGAACAGUGUCUUAGCAGUAGUUAAAACAUUGUGGCUGACUGGUGUAUAAAUAGGUUUAUGGCGUGAUAACUGCAGAAACGGAGGUACAGACACGUACUCCAAAUUAAAAUGUUUAUAAUAAACUCUGGUUUUAUGUACUUUAAAAAAAAUAAAAUAAUCUAGCAACAGAAAAACCAUAGCUAAACGCAUUGUUGGCUCUCUCAGCUGUAAUGUACAUUGUUAGCAAUCAAAUCUUUAUAUUUUCCACUUUAUUUUGAUAAAACACACAACUUGAUGCACUAGUUUGAUUUUUUUUAACAAUAAUUUUACCUAUUCCCAAUUCACAACAGAUGACCAAAGGAACUUUAUAGGACAAUAAUCUCGGGUCCAAUUAGUCUUCGAUUAUCUAUAAAAGACAAAAAGGGGCGCGGCACAAGCGACCCGUGUUUGGAGGCCUCAGUCCUCGACGUGGCCAUCCAAGGUUCAAGUCUACCUUCUCCCUUUCAACGCCAUUUCUGGUCAAAUAAAGGCCACUAGAGCCACAAAGAUUUUUUUUUUAAUUAAAAAACGUAAAGGAUCUCAUCAUAUAGUCAGCUCAAGAUCUUGUUACGUUACGAUAAAAUUCAGUUGAUCAUUUGAGACCGAUCGGUAAAAAGGAAAGAAGGAGGAAGGAAAACCAAUCCCAUCAGGUUGUUUCUUUAAAGAGUUCACGGCUUUGGAGUUAACCCUCAUCCUUAGCAAGCAACCUGGCUUAACAGUGCAGCAGAACCCGGCCAGGAUGCGUGGGGGACGACUGGGGACCGGGAAGAGACAAACACAGAGGCACCCAACCAGCUGUACCUUCCGAGGAAAGAAAUACAAAGAGGGUACAGAAAGUUGAUGGUAGCAAUGGUUUGGACUCAGCUAAACAGCGUAUCUUCUAUGGAAAGAAUAACAGGGACCCAAGUUAAAGUCAGACACAGCAGGAGAAUCUUUAAUGUCUUUGUCCUGGUUAGGGAGCGUCCCAAAACAGAAGCACAAGGUCAGGGGUACCAUGUUGAAAAAGAAGAUAGAGAACAAGAAAUUAGCAUUUUAAAAUUUAGGGUGGAGGGUAUGUGUCUGGGUAAAGAUUAUUAGGUCCUUUUUCAACUACAAACAGUUAACUGAGACACAAAGUGUACUAAAAUAAGCACUUUGACGUUGUAACACUUAUAUGAUAAACCAAAUUUAAGUAGCCAAGACAGAACACUGUGUGAAUGUUCUCAAAUUUAAGGGCAAAUGGUUUUAUAUUAUGGGGUUUAAACUCUUUUAAGGGAACAUCUUAUCUAACAUAAGAUUGUUUGUUUUUUUCACUAAUGUGUACUUUUUUAUAUGUGUAAUUUAAAAACAUUUUGGGAGUAGCCUUUCUUGCUGGAAAUGUUUGCACUUGUUUGGAGUAGAAGACCUAUUUAUUACAAAGCUUGACUUGUUGUUUAACAGGGGUCAAAAGUGCCACUAAAUAAAUCAUUAAAAAA